UGUGACCAGGGGCGGACUGACCAUUUGGAAACUCGGGCAGUGCCCGAGGGCCCGGGGUCAGUAGGGGGCCCCAUGAGAUGCCCCUGGUACCUUUUUCAUAGGCUUUUUUGAGUUUGGCAAGGACACAGGGGCCCCAUGAUCCCCUAUUGCCCGGGGGCCCCAUGAGUUGUCAGUCCGCCCCUGGCUGUGACUCAAAGUCCUGUGGCACAUCUUUGUAUGCACAGAAUUUGGGAGGGAGGUGGGAAGUCAAUAAUACAGAAUACGAUGGU
Molecule: messenger RNA, 269 nt
Organism: Staurois parvus
Lineage: Eukaryota; Metazoa; Chordata; Amphibia; Anura; Ranidae
Source: the annotation of a GenBank genome assembly